Lachancea lanzarotensis is the source of this 1884-nucleotide messenger RNA. It is a transcript of the gene FET3, whose product is annotated as LALA0S06e03862g1_1. Gene Ontology annotation, biological process: reductive iron assimilation; cellular response to iron ion starvation. NCBI's taxonomy places the organism in Eukaryota, Fungi, Ascomycota, Saccharomycetes, Saccharomycetales, Saccharomycetaceae. Gene Ontology annotation, cellular component: high-affinity iron permease complex. The transcript has a single exon. Gene Ontology annotation, molecular function: copper ion binding; ferroxidase activity. The record is from RefSeq and is a predicted model, not a curated record. Bases 1 to 1884 code for a protein of 627 amino acids.
AUGAACGGACUAGCACGGUGGAUAAUAACCACCACACUGUUGGUGGCAGCGAACAUGCGGUUCGCUGCUGGUGAAACUCACCGUUUCAACUGGACCACAGGGUGGGGCAACUACAACGUGGAUGGAACUAAGGAAAGACCAGUCAUCACUUGCAAUGGUGUGUGGCCAUGGCCAGAGGUAAGAGUCAGCAAGGGCGACCGCGUGGAGCUAUACCUCAACAACGGGUUCGACGACCGUAACACAUCGCUGCAUUUCCACGGACUGUUCCAAAACGGUACCAACCAGAUGGACGGGCCUCCCAUGGUCACCCAGUGUCCGAUCGGCGCGGGCCAGACCUUCCUGUACAACUUCACCGUCGAAGACAACGUCGGGACCUACUGGUACCAUUCACACACUGCCGGCCAGUACCAGGACGGUAUGCGUGGAACUUUUGUGAUCGAAGACAAGGACUGCCCCUACGAAUACGACGAGGACGUGACAGUGCAGCUGGGAGAAUGGUACCACGACGUGGCUGACGUGCUCAACCACAAGUUUCUCAGUGUGUACAACCCAACGGGCGCAGAACCCAUCCCGCAAAACUUGAUCAUGAACAACACCCGCAACAACACCUGGGAGGUCCAGCCCGACACCACGUACAUGCUGCGUAUCGUGAACACCGGUGGAUUUGUGUCGCAGUAUUUCUGGAUCGAAGACCACGAAAUGGACGUGAUCGAGGUGGACGGUGUCUACACCGAGCGCAACACCACCAACAUGAUCUACAUCACCACCGCCCAGCGCUACACUGUCCUGGUGCACACCAAGAACACCACCGACCGCAAUUUCGCUCUCAUGCAGAAGUUUGACGACACCAUGCUCGACGUGAUUCCCAAGGACCUCUUACUCAACACUACCAACUACUUGGUGUACAACCACAGCGCCCCGCUGCCCACGGAAAACUUUGUGGACGAACUUGACUUUCUGGAUGAUUUCUACCUGGUCCCCUACCACAAGGAAGAGCCCCUAGGCGACCCAGACUACCGCAUCACCGUCAACGUCACCAUGGACAACCUCAUCAGCGGUGUCAACUAUGCCUUUUUCAACAACCUCACCUACACGGCGCCCAAGGUGCCAGCACUUUUGACUGCGUUGUCUGCCGGCGAAGAUGCUACCAACGCCGAAGUUUACGGUAGCAACACUCAUUCGUACGUGUUGGGCAAAGACGAAAUUAUCGAAAUCGUGCUCAACAAUCAAGACACCGGUACUCAUCCUUUCCACUUGCACGGCCACACGUUCCAGACCCUGGUGCGUGACAUCGGCUACGAUGACGCCGUGGGCGAAGUCCCUCAUCCAUACCUUGAGGACGACCAUCCACCGUUCCCUGAAUACCCAAUGAUCAGAGACACCCUGUAUGUGAGACCUCAAUCUAACUUUGUGAUCCGUUUCCAAGCCGACAACCCCGGCGUGUGGAUGUUCCACUGCCACAUCGAGUGGCAUUUGACCCAGGGUCUGGCUUUCAUCUUGAUUGAAGACCCACAGGGCAUCCAGGAACGUAGCUCCCAACAACUCACCGAUACCAGCUCCAAUGUGUGUAAGAACUUGGGUAUUCCAGUCGAGGGUAACGCUGCCGGAAACUCUGUUGAUUACCUUAACUUGGUGGGCGAAAAUGUUCAGGAGAAAUUCAUUCCGGAUGGCUUCACCGCCAAGGGUAUUGUAGCCAUGACUUUCUCAUGUUUGGCUGCUAUCUUGGGUCUCAUUGCCAUUGCUGUUUACGGUCUCAUGGACUUGUCCAACGUCGAAGAAAAAGUUAUCAACGAACUGGAUCUUGACAUCGACCAAGUCCUCGCUGAAGACUCCAACAGCGAAGAUCGCGAUGCGGAAGCAAAGCACAGAAACUCUUCCAGUUAA